AUGUCAUACUUGGAGAAUAACACUAAAAUUACUACAUUUAUACUUUUGGGAUUGACUGACAACCCAGAGCUGCAAGUCCCUCUGUUCAUAACGUUCAGUCUUGUCUAUCUCAUCACUCUGAUUGGGAACCUGGGCAUGAUGGUGUUGAUCUGGCUGGACUCCCGCCUCCACACUCCCAUGUAUAUUUUCCUCAGUCAGCUCUCUCUGGCAGACUGUGUUUAUUCCUCCGCUGUGACUCCAAAGGUGAUGGAUGGGUUUCUCACAGGGGAUAAAGUUAUCUCCUAUGGAGGAUGUGUUGCUCAGAUGUUCUUCUUUGUGGCUUUUGCCAGUGUUGACUGUUUCCUACUUGCUGUCAUGGCUUUUGACAGGUAUGCUGCAGUGUGCAAGCCCUUACAUUAUACCACAACUAUGACAUCUAGUGUGUGUGCUCGCAUGGUGAGUGCGUGUUAUGCUUGGGGUUUGUUUGAAUCUGCUAUACAUACUGGAUUCACCUUCUCCCUCCCCUGCUGUGCUAAUGUGAUCCAUCACUUUUUCUGUGAUAUACCUCCAAUCCUGGCUCUUUCUUGUUCUGAUAUCUAUGUGAAUGAGAUUGUGCUCUUUAUCUUAGCUUCAUUCAAUGUCUUCUUUGCUCUGAUAGUUAUCUUGACCUCCUAUGCAUUCAUAUUUAUUGCUAUUCUGAGGAUGCGUUCGGCAGAAGGACGGAAGAAGGCCUUCUCUACUUGUGCAUCCCACCUCACUGCUGUCACCAUAUUCUAUGGAACUGUUAUCUUCAUGUACCUACAGCCCAGUUCUAGUCAUUCUAUGGACAAUGACCAAAUGGCAUCUGUUUUCUAUACGAUAGUAGUUCCCAUGUUGAAUCCAGUUGUCUAUAGUUUAAGGAAUAAAGAAGUUCAUAAUGCUUUCAAGAAAGUUGUUGAGAAAAUAAACACUUUGUUGAGCUCCUAA
Messenger RNA from Grammomys surdaster, 945 nucleotides. RefSeq names its product olfactory receptor 5B2-like. Gene Ontology annotation, biological process: sensory perception of smell; G protein-coupled receptor signaling pathway. The record is from RefSeq and is a predicted model, not a curated record. Gene Ontology annotation, cellular component: membrane. Gene Ontology annotation, molecular function: odorant binding; olfactory receptor activity; G protein-coupled receptor activity. The transcript has a single exon. The coding region runs from base 1 to 945 and encodes 314 amino acids. Lineage: Eukaryota; Metazoa; Chordata; Mammalia; Rodentia; Muridae.